AGAUUUAAGAAAGAAAAAAGAACACUAUCACUGCCUGCUCGCCUCUGUUUAUUUUUCUGUGGUUGCAACUUGCGCAUAAAAGCUCUGGCCUUUCGCUUUGCCUUCGGUUAUUUUCAUUCUUUGGUGGACAAUAAUAAAGAAAAAGGAAAAAGGAAAAAAAGAAGGGAUUUAAGAAAGUGAAAUCCUCCUGUUUAUGGUUUCUAAGGUGGGUUUCGCUUCAAAUUUUGAUUUGAUUAAGAAUAAAUUGAAAGGAAAAAGAAAUGGAGAGAGAUUUUCUGGGUUUGAACUCAAAACAAUCCUUCCCUUUGGUUAAAGAAGAAGUUGAAGAAAUUGGUUUUACCAAAAGCUUGGGGAUUCAAUGGCCAAUUUCAAACAAGUUUUCUUCAGCUGUUCCACCACAGCCGAUGAGUUUUGAUUUUGCUCAAGGAGAUAACGCUAAAAGAAUUGGAUAUGAUUCAAUAGUAUCCUCUACUUUCAUGCAUAUCUCACCACCAGAUGCUGCUGAACUUCAGAAAUCCUUCAAUCACAACAGGCAACGAGUAGGCAAUCAUUUCCCAUUCACAGCUGCUUCUUCUGUUCAGCAUGAUGUACAUCAUGUUCAACGGCCUUAUGACAUGAAAAUGUUUCCGGUCUCGAACCAAUCAGUUCCCGUUUCAACUACCAACCCAUUUAUGAAUAGUCAUUUCACUACUACUGCUAUGAAAUCACAAUUGCUUGGAGGAAUUCCAGUUACGACUCCGACGCAUUCGGUUCUUCCCACCCUUGGUUCCUUUGGUGGAAGCAUCGAACCACGGAAAAGUGUCAGGGGCCUUGGGGACUCCAGAUCACCUGUUCAAUUGACUAUCUUUUAUGCUGGUACCGUGAAUGUUUAUGAUGAUAUCACCCCCGAGAAGGCUCAGGCUAUCAUGUUACUUGCUGGGAAUGGAUCUUCCUUGACUUCUAAUGUGGCACAUCCAAAUGUCCAAGUCCAGGCACCAAUUUCAAAACCACUUCAAUUCGAAACUCUUCCCACGAAUCAUUUCACGAAUGCACAACUUUGUUCUGGUAUCCCAAGCCCUUUAUCGGUUUCAUCUCACACUGGUGUUCAAUCCAGGAGUGGAUCCACUAGUACUGAUGAAAAGACCGUAUGCAAGACCACAGGAAGUCUGACAACCCCUAUUAGCCUAGUGGAGGCGCCUAAAUUGGCAAAUACCAUGGGACCUGUUACCCCAACCAGCAUGAUGCCUUCUGAAUCAUUUGCUUGCAGUGCCCCAGGCUCGCAAAGCAUCCUUGGCUUGGUUUUUGGAGAAACGCAAGGAAAGGAUUAUGACUGCAUCACCGUAUGAUCUAAGCAAGAAACCACCACAUUGUACAACCCAGGAAUCAAAUGCAUGAACUUGGCUGUGCAAACCCUGCAACAAGGUUUGGUCUUUCAGGGUUUAGCCAUGGUUACUCAUUUGGUGUCAUUAAAAGGAAAGUAAUUUAAGUUUUAUAUAUGUAAUUCCCAUCAACUAAAUGAAUUUUAUAUUUGUGUACUUUAUUUCUUAGGGUCUAUAAUUGUACCCUUUUUUUUGUUUUGUUUGGUAUUAGUGUGGGAUUAUUUGCUACUUUGUAACCCAUUCAAUCUUUUGUUACAUUAUAAAAAAAUAAUACAAUAGUAAGAUUUUGUA
Messenger RNA from Gossypium raimondii (Peruvian cotton), 1649 nucleotides. RefSeq names its product protein TIFY 6B. Gene Ontology annotation, biological process: regulation of defense response; regulation of jasmonic acid mediated signaling pathway; response to wounding. Gene Ontology annotation, cellular component: nucleus. NCBI's taxonomy places the organism in Eukaryota, Viridiplantae, Streptophyta, Magnoliopsida, Malvales, Malvaceae. The transcript has 7 exons. The record is from RefSeq and is a predicted model, not a curated record. The coding region runs from base 261 to 1325 and encodes 354 amino acids.